AGGACAAUAAAUGAGGCAAUACAAUGUUUCAGUGGUCACUGCCAAACCGGUAAUAAUAGACGUCUAAAUUUCCCCACAUAUAAAGUGUUUAUGUACUUCAUGUACCUUGAGGUUUAAAUUGUUUCUCCAGCUUCCGUUACGGAUGUCAUCCUAAUCCCCUGCAGCCACCGGAAGCUCUAGAUAAAGCCGAGGUUGCAAAGUGCGUCACAGCGCGGAGCUGCUGAGAGUAACCGAGCCUGCCGUCCAGCACCGACUCUCUUCUCUCUUCUGUCUGCACAAGAAACCCGAGCUGACUGUUUCCACUCCAGCAUGGUGAAGAUUGCUUUUAACUCGGCUCUGGCGCAGAAGGCGCUGGGCAAAGAGGUGCCAGCCGCUGUGAAGGAUCCUGAGCUGGCCAUUGCUCCAGCGGGCAACGAGGGCUCCACAGGUCGCUGUCUGCUCACCCUGCUGGGCAUCGCCUUCAUCCUCAGCGGGCUCAUCGUCGGGGGAGCAUGUCUCUAUCGAUAUUUCACCCCAAAGAGGCUGUAUCACGGUGCGAUGCAGUUCAGCGACAUGUCAGCCGGAGCAGGAGGAGAGAGCCAGCCGUACUACCUGCCACGUGUGGAGGAGGAGGUGGAGAUCUCUGACAGCAUGGCCGUCAUCAGCGUCCCACCUCCCCGCUUCAGACCUGGAGACCCUGCUUACAUCCUCCAUGACUUCAACAGGAAGCUGACAGCAUAUCUGGACCUGACUCUGAGGACCUGCUUUGUGAUUCCUCUGAACACCUCGGUGGUGCUCCCCCCUCAGGACCUCAUCGACCUCUUCUCACAGCUGAUGUCUGGCUCUUACCGCAGCUACUUGGUGCACGAGGAUCUGGUGGUGACAGAGCGUAUUGAUGACAUCAAGCCUCUGGGCUUCUACAUCCGCCGGCUGUGUGACGGAAAGGAAACAUACAGAAUGCAGCGCCGCUCCAGCCUGCCAGGUGGAGGCAUCCAGAAGCGCAGCGUGGACGAAUGUUUCACCGUCCGCCACUUUGAGAACAAGUUUGUGACAGAGACCACGAUCUGCAAGGCUUGAUGGGAAAGCUCGAGCAUAGAUCUGGAGGAAAGAGAGUGAUCGAGUGAGCCUGAGUGACGGAGAGAGAGAGAGUAGGUGAAGGAGGGAACAGCUUUCAGCAGAAAGUAACUUUUGUAUAAAACUCUAACUCCAGUUUUUGCCUCCCCUGCUUUAACCCCAGUGAUCAGUGAAUUUAAGUUACAGCGUUAUAUAACCUAACCCACUUCUCUGCUGUAUUCCCCUGAACCUGUAUACGUCAUAGCUCUCUUGCUCAAGUAUUCACUAGCUAGUCUUGUACUAAUAACCAGCGCCAGCUUGCUUAUCGAGAAUACACUAAGUUUCAUUUGUUAUGUUGGUUUCUGUUCUGUUGCCGUAGCUUCCUGCUGAGUUACCUUAGCGUUGUUACUGUAUUACAACAUCUAGUCACCUUCAGAUGAGAGUUGUUAGUCCUACUACUGAAUAUCCUAGUGAUAAUGAGAAGUCAUUCAUAUCCGACCUGUCAGUGUGUCCGCCUACUGUUCCAACUCUUAAUGGGUUUAUAGAGCAGCCUUGACGAGAUAUACUAUAUGUGAUAGCGUGAUAUAGCUCAAGUCACCCAGGAAACGUAUGGUACAGUACAGUUACAGUACACAUGUCACAUGGUUGUCCAUGUCUGUUAUGGAUGGUACUUUUUGUAAAUAUUUCCCAGAGUGCCCUGCUGCUCCCAUGGGGCCUCUGCUGUGUGAUGAUUUUAUGUAAUUUAAUGGUGUCAUACCUGACGGCGAGCAGUCCAGCACCCUUAUAUGACCAGUGUUUGUGUUUUGUGUAGAAACCUCAUUUGUGACGAUAAACUUGAAGGGCGGUUGAUAAGCUGAAGUGAAUGUGCUAAAGGGAAAAUUCACUAAAUUUGACAACUUAUUUUUUCUGUCAGUUUUUUAAAUUCAUAUCUAUGAAGCUGGGGUAGCUGUGAUAAAUAGGUUGCCGCAGGCUGCGACAAGUUUUGCAGAACGCAAUAAAUUUAAAAUUAUCACUUUGUAAAAAAAUAAAAAAUAAAAAAUCCCUCAAUGAAUCAGCAUAAAAAGAUUGUCCUUGAUUUUAAGAGCCCUUAAGAAAAACAUUGACGUAUGAAAGAAAUGGCCUUUUGCCAAAUAACUUGAAGCGAUUUUCAAUAGUUUCCCACUCGAUGCCUGCACAGGAAGACAAUCAGAGAGGAAGUGUGUGUGUAAAACUGUGUUUCUGUCUCAGCUUUUUAACAAUACUACAAGAUUAGAUGAAAAACAGAUGUUGUGUGCAGCUACUGAAAUGAAUUCACUUUGUUGCUGAAUAAAGUUUCUUUACCUACUGAA
Molecule: messenger RNA, 2360 nt
Organism: Plectropomus leopardus (leopard coralgrouper)
Lineage: Eukaryota; Metazoa; Chordata; Actinopteri; Perciformes; Serranidae
Product: integral membrane protein 2A-like
Biological process (GO): negative regulation of amyloid precursor protein biosynthetic process
Cellular component (GO): extracellular exosome; plasma membrane; Golgi apparatus
Molecular function (GO): amyloid-beta binding
Source: RefSeq, a predicted model, not a curated record